UUGGAAUGGGAUUCAGCCACUGACGAUGUUGUUACUGCAUGCCAGCUUGAGGUGUUGAACAGCCAGCAGGAAAGCUGAAUGUAUUUCCCAAUCAGGGGUUUGGUUUCUCUCAGGUCUAAGGUCUAGGAUAUUUCGCUGAGAAAAAGGCUCAAAUUCUUUUCGUGGGAGCUUAGCUACCCGUUUUUGUCGCGAAUAACAGCCCUUUUUUGGGGGACUGAUUCUGAAUAAUCAAGGCAUUUGUUUAGGGCACUCCACGCCAUUUUUUACACCGAGAGCUGACAUUUUAGGCUCGAGAUUCACCUCGUAGCAUUUUUUUCCAGAAAUACUUGGAUAACGGAGUUUGCACUGGCGCUUUCCACAUGUUCUGACGGUUUUAUUAAUCCCGACGCCCUUUCCGGUCGUAAAAUGGCUGCUGCUGGAAGAAGCGGGCGGAAAGACAAAUCUGCAUCAGGCCGGUCCUCCGCACAGAAGCAGAGAAAACGAGGCUCGGAUUCAAAAGUCCAGAAAAUCGAGGAUCAGACGAGCGACGAAUCUCCGCUGUUGACGUCCUCAGUAACAGAACAACGCACGUUGGUUCAUAGCACGGAAACUAGGGAGGACGAAAAGCCAGAAAAGAUUCCUCAGAUUCGAGCUGUCAUUCCCGGUCCCACGCCUGGAUCUCGUGUGACUAUAGCGGUGGGAAGUAGUGUCCAAGAGAUCUGCCUCGUGCCGUUGCUGCAGAUUAGAUGGAUAAGGCCGCAGAAGGUCGGACCUGGCUUGCGAAAUUUGGGUAACACAUGUUACCUGAACAGCGUGUUACAGUGCUUGACGUACACGCCGCCGCUGGCGAAUUUCUGCCUGCAGCAGCAGCACACCAAGAUAUGUGCACUGCUGAACCCUGGGGGAACAGCGUCCUGCCCCUUCUGCAUUCUCGAGCGCCGUAUAGCCCGCUCUUUGACCCUCGAGGCAGCCCGGGACACGCCCAGAGUCGUGGUCAACCGGUUGAAGCUCAUUGCCAAGAGCUUCAGCCACGGGCGGCAGGAGGACGCGCAUGAGCUGCUUCGAUACGCGAUAGAAGCUUGCAACAGAGCGUGUGUAGCCCUGCACAAGAAGGCCGCCGCUGCUGCUGCUGCUGCUGUUGGGGCUGGUUCUGCGGCUGCUGCUGCUGGGGCUGGUUCUACUGCCGGUGAUGCUCGUGGGGAAAAUGUUAGUUCGGAUGUGACUAAAUCGGGGCCUGUGAGAGCCUUGAACCAGCUUGUGGAAGGGAUGUCUUUAAACGAGGAUGCCAGCACUCCGAAGAUGCACACGAGGAGAAGCUCCAGACUAUCCUUGGACCGAGCGAACAGCAGUAGAGGAUCAGCAACCGAGGGAGGUUCACCCGAGGGAGGUUCAUUCUUCCAGCAAUUUGGCCCUGACCAGCAGCAGCAGCAGUUGUCAGUUGGUCAGCCCUCAUUAGUGCCUCGGCUAGGCGAUCCAGUGGUAGUAGACACAGAGAUGGAUCUAGACGUAGCAGAAGUGCCUGAAUUGUCUGCUGCUUCUACUACGGGAUCAGCAGCAGCAGCAGCAGCAGCUGAGGUAGCUGGGACUGUGGCUGGUAGCAGCAGCGGCGGCGGCGGUGGCGGCAGCGUGCCUAGGAGACGGAUGAGCCUGAGAAGACGGGGGUUUGCUACAGACGAGGAGGAAGAGGAGGACAGGGAUGGGGGGAUUGGGGCCACAGGUGGUUGCUCAGGGGGACAGGAUGAGCCGCACACUAUAGUGAAAGAGAUCUUUGGCGGGAUACUGCAGAGCCAAAUCCGGUGCUUACAGUGUGACGGGGAGUCUAAUAAGAGGGAUGCGAUUCUGGACCUGAGUCUAGACGUGCACAGGCUUGGGUCGUUAAGAGACGCGCUUAACAGGUUCACUAAGCCAGAGGUGCUGGAUGGGGAGAAUAAGUACCGGUGUGACAAGUGCAACCGGCUGUCUGCCGCAAGAAAGGCUCUGACCAUCUUCCAUGCGCCCAACGUUCUUGUCAUUCAGUUCAAGCGGUUUGAGAACGUGUUUGGAGGGAAGAUCGACCGCCAUAUCCGAUUUGAAGAACACGUCUCUCUGAAAGGCCACAUGAGCGACUGUAGCAAGGAUUCCGAGCCAGAGUACACGCUCUUCGGCGUGGUGGUCCAUGCGGGGUCGUCCCAAGACUCGGGCCAUUACUAUGCUUAUGUCAAGGACUCAACUGGCAAGUGGGCAUGCUGUGACGACUGCUCCGUGUCCCCAGUCGCCCUCCCAGACGUGCUAGCAGACAAGGCCUACAUGCUCUUCUACCUCCGCACCUCCCCCCGCCCUCCCGGCUCCACCUCCCUCUCCUCCCCCACCUCCCCUCGCCUCUCCCCCCGGUUGCCCGCCCUCCUGUCCACUCCUGCUGCUGUUAAGUCUCCUCUUUCUCCGACUCGCAGUGGGAAGCUUGGUAGCUGCCGUCUAUUUGCUGAUUUGCAGGCUUCAACAGCCGCAGCUGUUGGCGCUGCUGCUGCUGCUGGUGUUGCUGGUGCUGCUGGCGCUGCUGCCGAUGUUGCUGCUGCAGCUGCUACAGCUGCUACAGCUGGUAAAGGUGCUGCAGAUCCCUCAACUGGUCGCGUUACCCCUGCUCCUGCUUCCUCUAUAGGCGCUACUGCAGCAGAUGCUAAGCCAGAGCCAGCAGCAGACUCAGCAGUUCCUGGACCACUCUCAGAAGCGGGUUACAUGGUUACAGAUGAGCCAUCACCAGGCCUUCUAGAGCUACCAGCAGCGGCAGAUCAAGCAGAGGCACGGGCAGAAGCACGGGCAGAGGCAGGAUUAGCAGCAGCAGAACCAGUAGGGCCAGGUGGAGCAGCUGGCGGGGCGUUUCCUACUUUACCUAAAGCAGUAUCUGCACUUGCAGCGCUGGGACUAGUGAGAAGGUUUUCCGCUGCUGCUGCAGCUGCUCCUCCUGCGGCUCCUGCUGCCCCAGCUGCUGUUGCUGCCACUGCUGACACUCCUGCUGCUGCUGCCGCUGCCGCUCCUGCUGCUGCUGCCGCCCCCGCUGCUGCUGUCGCCACUGCUGCUGCUCCUGCUGCCACUCCUGCUACUGCUGCUCCCCCUGUGGCUGCUACAGCUGGCACUGCUGCUACAGACGGUGAUAGCAGGCGGAGGAGAGAGAGCAGCAGCAGGGGAAAAGGCAGUGAGAGGCAUGGGGCGGGUUCAGGGGCUAAGCGAAUUGCCCUGGUGAAAAAGAUCGCAGAUCUGGCAGCAGACGAUUCAACUGCUGCUGCGCCCCACUUUCUCCCAGUGCCCCCUGAUGCUGCUGAUGCUUCUACUGCUGCUGCGCCUCAUUUUGAGUCGACUCAAAAGCAUACUUUGGUGAAAAAGAUAGCUGAUCUGGCAGCAGAUGCUUCUACUGCUGCUGCGCCUCAUUUUGAGUCGACUCAAAAGCAUACUUUGGUGAAAAAGAUUGCAGAUCUGGCAGCAGAUGCUUCUACUGCUGCUGCGCCGCACUACUUCCCUGGGCCUCCUGCUGCUGCUACAGCUUCGCCUCCUGCUGCUGCUACAGCUUCGCCUCCUGCUGCUGCUACAGCUUCGCCUCCGGCUGCUGCUGUUGCUAUUAUUGCUCCUGUUGCUCCUGCUCCCGCUCCUGCUGCUCCUGCGUCCUCUUCACCUGGUGCUGAUGCGGCUCCUGCUUCACCUGCUCCUUCCCCUGAGUUUUCUUCCCCUGCUGCUACUGCCACCUCUGCUCCCUUGUGCGGGGAUAGCAGGGGGUUUAGAGGCGUUGCAGCAGGGUGUGCAAGAACAGCAGCAGCUGUUAGCAGCAAGAGAUUUCCAGCAGCAGCAGCAUCGGCACCAACAGCAGCAGCAGUACUAGCAGAGGAAGUAGUUUUAGGAGCAACAGGUAUCGACCCGGCAACAGAGGAAGAGGUACCGCCAGGGGUAGCAGCUACUGCUGCUGUCACCGCUGCUGCAGCAGACACUGCAGCUUGGACAUGCACAGGUGCAGCAGCGGAUGCUGCAGCAGGUGCGUUAAUGAGCGCCGUGGGAUUCGAACCGGCGACCUCUCAUGUCACGGUGAGUGGAAGCCAAGCUGCAGAGCCGGUUUCAAGGGAAGACACGUCAGGGGCGUCCGUGCCCCACGAGAUUGGUGCUGAGGUUCCUCUCUGCAAUGAGGGGAUGCAGAGGGAUGUGGGGGUAUUGCGGGUUAAGGGGUUAGAGGGGAAUGCGUCAUUGAGGGGUGAGGGGCGGGAGGAAUGGAGCACUGCUGGGAGGCUGGAAUGCAAGGGGUUAGAGUGCAAAGAUGAGGACUUAGUCGGUGAGAGCGAGGAGAUAGCAGGAGAAGGUUCACCAGAGAAGGGUUUCGGGUUAGGGGACGAGAUAGCAUGCAAAGGCGUUCCCGAAGCAGACUUUAGAGUCGAGGCGUUUGGCCCACAGGGUACACGGCAUAUUGGAGAAGACGAGUAUGCGAAGGGAGAGCUUAGAGGGGAAGAGUGUAGGGAGGCGUUGAGAGAGGUAGCGUUGGAUCAAGAGGGUUGUAGCGAGGAGGAUUCAGGAGGCGAACUGUAUGCAGUAAAUGCAGGUAGGGCUUUCCCUCCUGCUCUCCCUCCUGCUCUCCCUCCUGCUCCCCCUCCUGCUCUUCAUCCUCCCCCUACCCCUCCUCCUCCUCCUCGUCCUCAUGCUCCUCCUCCUGCUGCCGCUCUUUCUCCUGCAGCCCUUCCUGCCUCCUCUGGUGCGUCUCCUUCGCCUCCUCCCCUUCCCUCUCCUCCUCCUCUUCCUUCUCCUCCUCCUCUUCCUUCUCCUCCUCCUCUUCCUUCUCCUCCUCUUCCGUCUCCUGCCUCUGCCCUCCAUGCGAGCAUUUGCCCCGUUCCUCCGCCCACCAACGCGCCCGGAUCCAGGUGGCUAGCUGCGAGAAAGAGUGGCGUUGGUGCAGCAGGGGCUGUGACAGCACCAGUAUCAGCAGCAGGGGGGAUGAGUAUGAGUCUAUCAGAUGGCCCUGCAGUGAGCGACUCUGGUUUGCAUUUGCACCACCAAGCAGCAGUGGUGCCGGCAUCUGGACCUGCUAUGGGCGACUCCGGUUUGCAUUUGCACCACCAGGCAGCAGCGGUGCAAGCAUCUCGGCCUGUAAUCAAGGCGGAACGGGACCCUGUUAUCUGUUCGUUUAGCUUUGCCUCUGAUAUAUUCUGCGGCUCUAUCAAAGACAGACAUGGGCCAGGGCUUUCAUCUGGAGGAUUGACUUCGCCGUCUAGGGGACGGCCUACUUUGGCCACUCAUGAGCCAGUGGUUGCUGGAGGUGGUUACCCAGUUACGCCUGCAGCGAGUGUUGCGCCUGUGGCACGAUUUGCACCUGUGGUUGUGGCAGUAGGGACAGCAGUGGCUGUGGCAAGCCAGGAUGACCUAGCUAGGCAACAGCAACUGAUACUGCAGCAGCAGCAGCAGCAGCAGCAUAAACAGCAGCUGCCACACACACCUCCACAGCUGCUACCUAUCCCUGUCCCUGCUUUUGCCCAUCCACCCACUUGCACUCGCUUGGUGCUUUCACCGCCAGUGCAGCAGAUUCAGUCAAGUCCCAAGGUGCUUUCACCGCCAGUGCAGCAGCAGCAGCAGCAGCAGCAGGUGUCGUGUGAGCUCACUCCAAAGGGGCACCAGGUACUACCCCUGCCUAUGCCCGACACGCCGUUUCCACAGCCCAUGCAGCCGAUGGCAACUCCUGAGACUUUUUCACAGUCCUCACAGCAGCAGCAACAUCAGCAGCAGCAGCAGCAGCAGGCACAUCCACACGAGAAGCAGCAGCAGUUAUUCCGGGAGCCAGCCUUCGAUCAGAGACAUUUAUCACUAGCGCCACGGCAAGUGGUGGGCGCUAUCUCAGACUGCAUACAUCAACAACAGGAAUUGCAGUGGCAGCAGCUGCAGCUACAGCACCAGCAGCACCAGCAGCAACAUCCGCUGCAGCAACAACAGCAACAGCUGCAAGAACAACCGCAACAACAGCAGCAGCAACAGCAGCAGCAGCAGCAGCAUCAACAGCAGCAGCAGCAACAACAGCACCAGCAGCAGCAACAACAGCAGCAGCAACAGCAGCAGCAGCAGCAACAACAGCAGCAACAGCAACAACAGCAGCAGCAGCAACAGCAGCAGCAGCAGCAGCAGCAGCAGCAGCAGCAACAACAGCAGCACCAGCAACUUAUGGCAUCUCAAACCCAAUCGCCUGGGAGGAGCAAAGCCGAUAAGCCGGUUGAGGUCCCGAUAUUGUCACACACGGUACAGUCACCUCCUCCCCAGUCUAUGCAGCUGCUCACCCGGUCAAGGAAAGCUGCUGCUGCUGCAGCAGCAGCAGCCACAGCAGCCACAGCAGCCACAGCAGCCACAGCAGCCACAGCAGCCACAUCAGGUUUAGCUGCCCCAACAGCAGAAGGGGAAGCAGCAGCAGCAGCAGCAGCAGCAGGAGCAGCAGCAAGGGAAGCUGUAGCAGCCACAGCUCCUGUGGCAGCUGUAGGGGGGCUUGCAGCAGAGGUGAAGGAAGAGAGAGGAAGCAAACGACCCCUUGCCACCUAUGUUCGAAGCCACUCGCGUGCCGCUGCUCUUGCUGACGUGUCACCACGUGCUGAUGUGGCACCAUCUGAUGAUGCCAUGUCAGCACGUCCGAGAGCACGCUCUGCUGUCCCAUUACCCCCGCGGGCCAAGCUGCCCCGGGCGGCAAAGUCGAACCGUGUCGGGACUGCUGAGCUCAUCAGUGGAAGACUGUCCACGUCAGCUGCUCACUUGCCAGGUCAGACCUCCACUCUGCCAGCUCAGCCGUCGCCCUCGCCACCUCAACGGCGAUUGGGACUGAAGCAGGUGAAUCUGAAAGAGAGAGCGCGAGCGGAUAGGGCAGCAGAGGCGAGGGUUCGGGAGGUUACGAUAAAAUAUGCGGAUGUUAGAGAUGUGGGAGUGAGGAGCAGUAGAGCUGGGGAAAGUUGUGCUGCAGAUGUGGGAGUGAGGAGCGGCGGAGUUGGAGAAAGCUGUGCUGCGGAUCUGGGUGUAAGAAGUGGUGUUUUUGGGGGAGCUGGCGUUAGGGAGGCUGGUGUGACAAGCGGUGGUGGUGGUGGUGGCGGUGGUGGUGGUGGUGCUGCUGCUGCUGCUGCUGCUGCUGAUGGUGCUGGUGGUGUUGGCGGUGUUGGUGCUGGUAGUGGUGUUGGUGGUUCUGGUGGUGCUGGUGCACAUGGCACCAGCACUGCCCCGGCAUGUUCGAAUGACGUGCAAAUUAUGGGUGAAGAUACUUGUGGUGCUAACGGUGCGAGGGGCUCUCUAUACGCACACGCUGCUGAUGGCAGCAGUGGGAAACUACAUUCUAGUGAUAGGGUCAUGAACGGUGCAGAUUCUUCUGGCGAUAAGGGCGUGAACGGCCCAGAUUCUUUUGGUGAUAAGGGCAUGAACGGCACGGAUUCUCUGGACUGGACUGCUGCAGGUAGGUGGGCUGAGAUGACGUGGAGUGCAGAGGAGGAGCGGUGCUUGCUGGCCGCUACUGAAGAUUUAGAGGGAGAGUUUGGUAUGGAGCUGGGUGGAGCGUUCGGUGGGGAUUUUGAAGGGGAUUUUGGCGGGGGUUUAGGAGGGUUUUUGGGCCAGGAUUUAGGCGAUUUUGGGUUUGGGGAUGCGGAUUUUCUUGACCUGCCUUGGACAGAGGUGACUGUUCCAGAUGUGACUGUGCUGCAUGGUCCUGCUACGGGUAUGACUGCUGUACAUGUGACUGUAGCAGGUGUGGGUGGGGCGCAGGGUGCUUCCACAGGUGCGGUGGCUGUGACUGUAACAGGUGCAACUGUAGCGGACUCGGGUCUGAGUUGUAUGGAGGAACCGGGUGCAGGGGACGAGGUGUCAGCAGGGGUUGAAGUCCUUGCGGCAGAAGCGGAAGCAUUAGGAGCAGGAACAGCAGGGGUAGAAGCAUUAAGGGUAGAAGCAUCAAGGGUUCAAGCAGUGGUAACAGCCGCAGGUGCAGAAACAGCAGAGGGAGCAGUAAAAGCAGAAGAGCCAUCCACGGGAGCGGCACCAGUGCGAGCAUCAGGAACGGAAGUAUCAGCAUCGCCAGGUCAAAUCUUCAUGGGGAAGGAUGGUUUGGUCGCUUACCCAGGUAGCGUACGCCCACAUGCUCAGGUUGCUGCUCAGGUUGCUGGUCAGGUUGCUGCUCAGGUUGCUGGUCAGGUUGUUGCUCAGGUUGCUGCUCAGGUUGCUGGUCAGGUUGCUGGUCAGGUUGUUGCUCAGGUUGCUGGUCAGGUCGUUGCACAGGUUGGUGGCGCGCAGUCAUCGCCAGGUGAUUUGGGAAACCAACCUGGAGCUUGUCUUGAUGAGCGGGGCGCACCUGUUUCCUCUCUACCACUGCCAAGCUUUGUCUCGUCUGAACCACAGGCACCUGUUGUUGUCCCUUCUGCACCACAGGCACAUGUUGUCCGUUCUGCACCGUUGGCACCUGUUGUCUCUUCUGUCUCACAGGUGCCAACUGAUACUCCCGUGCUUGCAGCCUCCCCUCUCUCUCCUGCCUGCCCUGUCAAUGCCGCCCCAAAUUGUGGCCCCCAAAAAGUUGCAACCUUCCCCCCUACAGCUUCAACCUCCCCCCGUUCUCCCUCUCUGGUUGCCUCCCCCACUGCCGUCACUCUUCCCCUCACUUCCCCCGACCCCCUCUCUCCCCAAGUCCUUUCCCCCGCCCCCCCCUCCCGAUUCUCCCCGCUCUCUAGCCCCCCUUGGGCGCUGGUUGACACUGCAGGGGCGCAUGCGGGCGGGGAUGCGGGGGGGAGUGGGGUAGGGCUUGGGGAAGCAACGGGGGGGAAUGGGGGAGGGGAAGCGGGGGGGAAUGAGGGAGGGGAAGUGGAAUGGGAUGGGGAAGGGCUUUGGGGCGGGGAAAUAGGGGGAGACGGGGAAGGAGACGGGGGAAGGGAAACCGGUGUGGCUAUUAGGGAGAAGGAGACAGGAUUUGAGGAGCACGAGAGAAGGGAAGGAGAGAGAGAGGAGGAAGGAGCGGGUGAGGGGGAAGUGGGAGAGGAAGGAGGAGAGGAGGGAGGGGAAGAGGAAGGAGAGAAAGAAGGAGAAAGAAGGAGAAAGAAGGACUCAAAUGAUGACGUGGUAGAUGAUGACAGCGAUGAUGACGUGGAAGCUGUUGAGAGUGAUGAUGACGUGGUGGAGAUCCCAACGAAUCAGGAUCAAGUGAAAUGGCUUGCUGGUCGUGCUGGCAACGAAUCUGGUACUGGGGAGGAUUCUGCUGGUAGGGGUAGCAGCAAUGCUGCUGCUGCUACUGAGAAUGAUAGUCCUGCUGCUGCUGCUACUGAUGCAGCUGCUGCUGCAUGCAGGGCUGACUGCGUUGCCGACGUGGCAACAAAUUGUCCAGAGCAGAACAGACCAGAGGGGCUACAGGCAGCAAAAGAAGCAGGUUCACAAAAAGCAGCAGGCCGAGGGGGGGCAGAGGCACAAGCAGGAGAACGAGCAGACGCAACAGAGGCAACAGAAGGGGCAGCGGCGGCAGAGGGAGCAGAGGCAAUAGAGGCAACAGAGGGGGCAGGGGCAGUAGAUACAACAGUGGGAGUGAUGGCCAUUGAGGCGAGAGAUGCGGCAGGGGCAAUAGAGGCAACAGAGGGGGCAGGGGCAGCAGAGGUAACAGAGGGGGCAGGGGCAGCAGAGCGGGCAGAGGCAGCAGAGCGGGCAGAGGCAGCAGAGCGGGCAGAGGCAGCAGAGCGGGCAGAGGCAGCAGAGCGGGCAGAGGCAGCAGAGCGGGCAGAGGCAGCAGAGCGGGCAGAGGCAGCAGAGGCGGGAGUAGUAGCGCAAGGGACAGGCACCAGGGGUUGUGCCAAGGCGGAGGUAGCCUUGCCCCUGCAAACACCAGAAUCAACGCAAGAGGUUGAGGGGCCUGGUUCGAUGAAGCAGGUGUCUCCUGAGCCGAUGAUUCUGAGGCAGGUUACUGAUGUUUCAGGUGCUUCUGAGCCCGAGCAGAGAGUUUUUGUAGUCUCCCACAAGUCACCUGUAGCUUUUCCCGAUACCCAGCAGCAAUGGGCAGCCAUUGAGCCGACUCAGAAGCAGGUUCUUUUGGUGCCUCACAAGCCACUUGUGACUUCUCUUGAGUCGAUUCAAAAGCUACCUGCGUUUUCUGAGCACCACCAGCGGCAGCAGGGAGUCCUAGCCACGGCAGCUCCUGUAACUGGUUUCGAUCCAAGUUACGGUGUUACCAACCAAAUAGCAUACCUUCAAAGUUUGGUGCCAGAUACGGGUCGUGAGCUGAAGCCGGCCAGUAUGGCACUCUGUGGGGCUGAUGUUAGCAGCAGAGCGGCUGAUGUGGCGGUGUGUGAGGCUGACGUGGUUGGCAGAGCAGCUGAUGUGGCAGAUGGGGGUUUUGCAGCAGGAGGGGCAGCAGGAGGCGCAGGAGGCGCAGGAGGGGCAGCAGAGGACGGAGACAUGUCCCCCUCUCUCUCCUCCUUCCCAUCCCCCUUUGCCUGUUUCUCUGCCUCCCCCUUUUCCUCCCACUCCCUUCCCUGCCCCCCCCUGCCCUCCCCUUCCUUCCCUUCUCCCAGCGCUUGUCUAGACAUGUGGUCUGCUGAAGGGUCGUCCUUCCCCUCUUCCGUCCCUUCCUCCCUUCCCUCCUCCCUUCCCUCCUCUCUUCCCUUCUCUCUUCCCUCCUCUCUUCCCUCCUCUCUUCCCUCCUCUCUUCCCGCCUCCCUUUCCUCCUCCCUUCCGUCCUCCUUCCCGUCCGCCCUCCCCUCCUCCCUGCCCUCUUCCGUCCCUUCCUCCAUCCCCUCAUCCCUCCCCUCCUCAUUCCCCUCCUCCUCCUCCACCGCCUCCCCUCCCUUCUCCCCACCUCCCAUGUCUCACGCUCAAUUCCCUGUGGACGCCCUCUCAUUUUACAAGGCAUGGGCCCAGCGUAACGACACUGGUACUUACAUAAGUGCACGUGCCACUAAGGGGGAUAUGAAACACGAGGAGAAGGGAGAAGUGGGAAACGAAGUGGGGGCGAGGCCGGAAAGAGAGAGAGGGCAGCAGGGAGAGCAGCAGGAGAAGAAGGAGCAGCAAGUGGAGGAAGUAGGAGGGGAGAGAGGCCAGGAGGAGCAGCCGAGGGAGGUACCAACGGAACAGGAGCAACAGGAGGAGGUAGAGAAACAGCAGCAAGCGGAGCAAGAGGAGCGACAGGUGGAGGAGGCAGAGGAGAAACUGCAAGAGAGGCAAGAGGAACCGAAACAGCAGCAGCAGGGGCAGGGGCAGCAGCAGGAGGAGCGACGGAAACUGCAGGUGGAACAGGAAGGGCAGCACAGGCAGGAGCAGGAGCAUGAGGAGCAGGGGGAAGGGAAACAGCAGCAGCAGCAGCAGCAGCAGCAGCAGGAGAAACAGGGGGGGCAGCACGGACAGGAGCAGCAGCAGUCGGAAGAGGUUCAGCGGCAGGAGCAGGAGCCGCAGGGGCAGGGGCAGCAGCAGCAGCAGCAGCAGCAGCAGCAGCAGCAGGCAGACGAGCAGCAGCAGGGAGAGGGGCAAGAGGAAUUGGCACAGCAACGGGGGGAGGAGAGGGAGCAGGCGGAGGAAGGCGAGGAGAUGGGGGAGGAAGAGGAAGAAGAGGAGGAGGAGGAAGCUGAAGUGCUGGAUGUAGAUUGGGUGGGGUAUGACGAGGUGUGGGCGGGGAGGGGUGGCCGGGUCGCAAGCGUCAAGCAAGGCGGGGAGAGAGAGGAGGAGAGUGAGGGGGGGGAUCUGGACGAGGAGGGGGAUGGCGGAGAGGGGGAGGGGGAGGAGGAGGAGGAAGAGGACGUGGCGAGUGAUGUGACGGAGGCUGCUGCGUCGGACGAGGUGGAGUGGGAGUCGUGCCUUAAGGUGCUGCAUGCAUCUGUGGAAGACUAUGAGGAGGGGCCUCAAGAUGCAUCUAUGGCCCAUGGCAAUGCUGCAUGUCUUCCUGUUACUGCUGCUGCUGCUGCUGCAGUAACUGCUGCUCCUGCUGGUGCUGGUGGUGGUGCCGCUGUCGCGGCUGCAGCUGGCGUUACUGGUCUAGUUGCUGCUGUGGUGGUUGAAGGGCUUAUGGACGGCAGAGCGGUUAUGCAGGAGCUGGGGGCGGGUGCGUUUGAAGCCCCCAAGACGCCUCAGGCGGAUGGUGAGACCUGUGAGAUGAGGGAGUGGAAGAGAGGAGGACACGGGGAGGAGGAGGAGGAUGAGGAGGACGGGGAGGAGGGGGAGAAAGCGGAGGAGGAGGAGGAGCAAGAGGAGAAACGGGAUGAGGCAGAGGAAGAAAAGAAGGAAGGAGGCAGCUGGCCCAGUGACGGCGAUUUCGUGCCUGAGAAUGGGCUUGGGGAGGAAGUGCAGGUGGCAGCAGAGGAGGAAGGGGCAGCUGAGGUGGCAGCAGACGUGGCAGCUGAUGCAACAGCCGAGCUUGACGCAGAGGUAGAAGUGGAAACAGAAGGAGAAGGUGAAGCUGUAGUAGCAGCAGGAGCAGCAGACUCAGAAGCAGGAGCAGAAUAUGAGAUGGAACCAGCAGGAGGAGCUGAGGCUGAGGCAGAAAUGGAAAGGGAGGGAGGAGAGGGCGACCCAGAAGCAGAAGCAGUAGAAACUGAAGCAGAGGCAGAAUCAAUAGAAGCAAAAGCAGCAGCAUACGAGGAGCCAGAGGCAGAGGAAGAGGCAAACGCAAUAGGGGAAGACGCAAUAGAAGCAGAAGCUGUUGAGGAAGUAGCAGCAGGUGUUGCCGCAGAAGUAGAGGCAGGUGUAGCAGCAAACGAAGCAGCCAUAAUGAAGGGAGGGAGAAGGGUAGAGGCAGAGGCAGAGCCAGAGGCACGGGCAAGGGUCAAGGGAGAAAACGAGAUUGCAGCAGCAGCAGGGGCAGUGGCAGAGGUAGGAUCAGUGAUGGGAGCAGGAGAAGCAGCAGAGGCAGAGGCGGAGGAGGAGGAAGGGGGAGGCGGAGAGAGGGAAGGAGAGGGAGCGAUGGUUGUCUGUGGGGAAGCAGGGGAGCGAGCAGGAGAUGCCGCAGAGGCAGAGGCGGAGGGAGAGGAAGGGGGAGAGGGAGAGGGAGAGGGAGAGGGAGAUACAGAGGGAGAGACUGUUGUAUGCUUGAAGGCGAGAGAAGGAGCUGGGAUGGAGGCUGAAGGUGCAGAAGUGGUGGGAGGAGGAGCAGAUGGGGUAAAGGGAGGAGCAGAGGAGGUAAAGGGAGGAGCAGAGGAGGUAAAGGGAGGAGCAGAGGAGGUAAAGGGAGGAGCAGAGGAGGUAAAGGGAGGAGCAGAGGAGGCGGGAGGAGGAGAGGAGGCGGGAGGAGGAGAGGAGGCGGGAGGAGGAGAGUGGGUAGAAGGAGGAGCAGACGAGCUAGAGAGAGGGGCAGGGGAGGUAGUGGGAGCAGAGGAGGUAGAGGGAAGAGCAGGGGAGGUAGAGGGAAGAGCAGGGGAGGCUGUAGGGAUUUGUCCCAUGGGAAUUGCAGAGGCAGAGGCGGAGGCAGACGCAGUUUUAACAGCAGGGACGGCACCAGCAGCAGCAGCGGAGGGAGAGGAACAAGCAGGGGAGGAAGGAGCAGGGGAAGGGGAGGAAGGAGGAGGGAGAGCUGGCGGGAUGGAUGCAGAGGGAGAAGCAGAUGGGAAGGAUGGGGAUCGGGAGGAAGAAGCAGGGGAAGGAGUGGAGGCAUUUGAAGAAGCAGAUGAGCGAGUAGGGGAAGCUGGUGGGAUGGGGGCAGAAGGUGGAGAAAGCAUGAAGGGUGUGAACGGGGGUGAAAGCGCAGGGGGGGCUGAUGCUGCUUCUGCUGCUGCUAAUGCUGCUGAUGCUGCCGAUGCUUCUGAUGCUGCGGAUGCUGCCGAUGCAGGAGAAGGAGAAAGAGAAAACGAGGAAGAAGCGAGAGGAGCUGAGGAGGAACAAGCAAGGGAAGGUGGCGAGAUGGAGCUGGAAGGAGCUGCAGUAGACAUAGAGCAGAUGGAAGGGGACAGAGGAGGAGCAGACGAACAGGCAGAGCAAGGUGGAGCGAUGGGGGCAGAGGGAGAGAGGGGGAGAGCCUUAAAGGAGGUGGACGGAGAUGAGGGAGCAGGAAGGGCGGAGAGAGAGGCUGGGGAAGCAGAGGAAGAUGAAGAAGAAGCAGAUGAAGAAGCAGCAGGGGACGCAGGGAGAAUUGCUGGGGUGGGAGAGGGGGCAGCAGGAGGGGUAGACAUGGAUGGGGUGGAACGGGAUGAGCAUGAGGGUCGUUCCGACGUGGAAGCUGGGGCACAGGCUGGUUCUAUUGGGGAGACAGGGUCCGAAGCUGGUUCUCAGCCCAGGGCCAAGGCUGAUGUGCAGGCUUGGGCCGAAGCUGCUGUGCAAACAGGGGAUGUGCUUGUGGGACGGGCACCAACAGCCGUCGAUGCAGCAGUGGUUGAUGCAGCAGCCGUCGAUGCAGCAGUGGUUGAUGCCAGAGAUGCCACUGACGGGGAGACGGAAGGAAAUGGGGAGAAGGAUGGUUCAAGGGGUGGGGAGAUGGAGGAGGGUGAGGGGAAUCUAUUUUUGAGGCGCCUCAAAAUUAGGCUCCUCACAAAUGGGGAGAAGGAUGAUUCAGGGGGUGGGGAGAGGGAGGAGGGCGACGGGAAUAAGCAGGUAGAGGGUGAAGACGAUGCAGGAGGACCCGGCAUUUCACAGGCUGUAGCAGCCCCAGCUGUAGCGGCACCAGCUGUAGCAGCGGCUACUGCCCUUUCCCCCACCCCUGCUCCUGCCUCUACCCUGGCUCCUGCCCCGGCCACUGCUCCAACUACCAGUGCUAGUCACUCACCCCAAAGCGGACCCAUCCUUCCCACCCCCUCCCUCCCUCUCCUCUCCAUCGCUCCUCCCGCCCCUCCCCUCGUGCCACUGGCGCCUGCACCACCUGCCCCCUUCUCACCAGUAGCAACAGCUCCAUCUGUAGCAACAGCUCCAUCUGUAGCAACAGCUCCAUCUGUAGCAACAGCUCCAUCUGUAGCAACAGCUCCAUCUGUAGCAACAGCUCCAUCUGUAGCAGCAGCAGCACCAUCUGUAGCAACAGCUCCAUCUGUAGCAGCAGCAGCACCAUCUGUAGCAACAGCUCCAUCUGUAGCAGCAGCAGCACCAUCUGUUGCAACAGCAGCACCAUCUGUAGCAACAGCAGCACCCACAGUGUCUGUGGCAUGUGUAGCAGCAGCCACAGGCCUUGACACGGCUCAUGCGCUCGUGGUGUCUCUUGCUCUGCAUCGAGCCAAGGCCCGAGCUGUAGCCGCUGCUGCUGUUCCUGCAGCUGUUUCUGCUGCUGGUGGUAAUUCUGCCGCCCUUGCUGCUGCUGCUGCUGCUGUUGCCGCUGCUCUUGGGAAGCCAGCACAUGCCACGUCAUCUGCAACUGCAACUAUUUUUGAGGCGCCUAAAAAACCUACGGCACUUUCACUGCCAUUCCCACCAGCGCUACCAGCAGCACCGCCACCAUCUCUAUCCCUUUCGCCAUGGGGGGAUGAGGAACUUCCUCCGGGUGUAGACAGGCCAUCACAUGUCGGGUCCUUUCCAUCACAUGUUGGGUCCUUUCCAUCACAUGUUGGGUCCUUGUCGUCACAUGUUGGGUCCUUGUCGUCACAUGUUGGGUCCUUGUCGUCACAUGUUGGGUCCUUGUCGUCAUCGCAUGUAGAGGAUCCGCUGCCACAUGGUGAAGCACCUUCUGUGGUAACAUGGAGCCGCGAAUUCUCGUCAGCAGCAGCCGCAACAGACAGAGCAGCAGCAGCCACAACAGACAGAGCAGCAGCAGCAGCAGCAGCAGCAGCGGCACCAGAGCCGCUCAUGGGAUGGGGCGGAUCACCUUCCUUGUCAGCAGCUGCCGCCUGUACUGCUGCUUGGUAUGCGUGGACUCGUAGCAUGGGCGGCCGAGCCACUCCUGCUCUUGCCCCCCUGCCCCCACCAGCUAAUGCGUCUCCCCCAAGCCUUGCUGCAGCUGCUGCUAGCACUGGCAAGAGGAAAGCAGCAGCAGCAGCAGCUGCAACCACUGAAGCUGCUGCGGCUGCUGCUGCUGCUGCUGCUGCUGCUGCUGCUGGUUCGUCGUGGCCUUCACCUGUCAAAGUGGCGGAAAGCAACGAUGCUUUUCCAAGGGUCACUGCUUCAUCCGCUGCUGGCCUUGGCGGAGGUAAGCCUGCUGCAGCAGCAGCAGCAGCGGCAGCAGCGGCAUCAGGGCUGGUUUCAGCAGCAGCAGCAGCAGCAGCGGCAUCAGGGCUGGUUUCAGCAGCAGCAGCAGCAGCAGCGGCAUCAGGGCUGGUUUCAGCAGCUGCAGCACCGGCUGCAGCUGUUAAGAUUUCCUCUCCCCCUGCUGCUGCUCCUGCUGCUCCUGCUGCUGCUGUGCCCGCUGCCGCUGCUCCCGCUGCUGCUGCUCCUUCUGCUGUUGUGUGGGCGGCUGCCAGCGCAUUCAGACCUGUUCAUAGUGCCGAUCCCAACUUUGCUCCUAAGGCCCUUGCUGCUGCAAAGGCUCCUUCGCCUCUGAAGCCUCGCUCGAUUGCAAAGGCCGGGCUCUCACUUGCGGGUAACACUGCAAGGAUCGUUGCUGCUGUUGCUGCUGUCACUUCUCCCGCUGCUGCUGCUGCGGUCAGAGCGAGGAUGAGCAACGCCAAGGCAGUCAUUUCCGAGGACGAAGGGAGGUUUUCAGAAGUGGAGGCGGAGGGUUUGCUGUACCAGCAGCCGGUAAAGGCGGUACUUCCUGUGCAAGAGGAGAAGUCCUUAGAGUUGGAGGCUGAGGCAAAGGGUUUGCCAUAUCAGCUGGUGAAGGUAGUAACUCCUGGAGACACUACCAUUGCGCAGGCUGAUUUGGGGGAGGUUGACGUGGUGGAGGUUGGUGCGGGGGAGGUUGGUGUGGGGGAGUCUGGUGCAUCACAUGCAGAGAUGAGUUUUUACCUGCCAUACUCUGACAGCUCGCCUGAACCUUCUGACAACUCACCUGAGCACCCUGGCAUGUCACCUGAGCACCCUGGCAUGUCACCUGAGCAUAUGUCACCUGAGCACCUGUCACCUGAGCACCUGUCACCUGAGCACCUGUCACCUGAGCACCUGUCACCUGAGCACCCUGACGUAUCGUCUGAUCAUAAAGGCUUGACACCUGUCAGGGCUGUCAGCGAACCAUCUGGACUCCCACCUGGAGAACCACCUGAGCUAUCUGCUGGCAAAGCACUCGAGGCAGGUCAGGUUGCCCAUUCACCUGAGACUCAGAUUGCCCAUUCACCUGAAGCUUUACCUGAACGUUCACCUGAGGGUCCACACGAACGUUCUCCUGAAGGUUCGCCCCUUGGAGAAACAAAGGAGCUUGCUCCUGCUGUUGCUGCUUCUCCUGCGUCUCCUGUGUCUCCUUCUCCUGCUCCGUCUGCUACCUCUGCUGGAGCUGCCGAUUUUGUUGCUGAUGCUGGUGGUGAUGGCGGUUCUGCUACCUCCACUGCUGCUGCCAUUGGUGACCCUACUGCCUCCGCCACUCCUGCUGCUGCCACUGAUGCCGCUGGUAUUGCUGCUGCUACUGCUGAUGCGGCAACUGCUAUUACUAAUGCUGCUGCUGUUGAUGCUGAUGCUGCUGAGACAGCUGCUGAUGCUGCUGCUGCUACUGCUAUUGGUGCUGAUGCUGCUGCUGCUGCUGAUGCUGAUGCUGCUGCUGAUGCUGACAAUUUCAGAGCCGUUGCAACAAGCAGUGCUGAUGCUGCCACAGAUUCUGCUGCUGACAACGCUACUGCCACUCACACAACUGCUGCUGCAGACAACGAUACAGCCACUCACACAACUGCUGCUGCUGACAACGAUACAGCCACUCACACAACUGCUGCUGCUGACAACGCUACAGCCACUCACACAUCUGCUGCUGCUGACAAUGAUCCUGCUACUUCUCCACCAGAUGCCCCCCCCCACCUGCCUCCUAUCGGUGCUAUACCAUCUUUCCAUCCCCCAUCUAUUCUCCCCCCUAUAGGAGCAGUUUCCCGUCUCCCCCCCAUAGGUGCUGCAGCAUCGCUUCCCCCUAUAGGCGCAGCAGCAUCCUUCCCCCCCAUUGGCGCAGCAGCAUCUCUUCCCCCCAUCGGCAUGCCCCACUCUUUCCCCUUCCCGCCCUUCCUUCCCUUUCCCCUCGGCCCCUUUCCCGCCCUUGGGUACAAUUCGGGUUACCAGCUCUCUGCUGCUCAGAUGCUCUUUCUCAGCCGAAUUGCUGGCUUUGGAAACGCACCUUCCGGUUUUGGAAACGUUUCUAAUUUUGGAAAUGUUUCCAAUCGCGGAAAUGCUGGCCGUGGGGCAACUGGUGAGGCUAAGCGCGUUCCUGGUUCUGCUGGUGCUGGUUCUGCUGUUACCAAUACUGCUAGUGCUGCUGUUUCUGGGUUGAGUGCUGGCUCUGCUGCUGCGUCCAUUCCUGCUGGUGCCACUGCUGCUGCUGCCACCGCUGCUGCUGCUGCCGUUACUGCAGGUAGUGCAGCCGCUGGGACUCCUUCCGCUGCUGCUGAAUCUGAAGCAGCUGGUUCUCCAGCAGCAGUAGCCGCUGCUGCUGCAGCAACCGGCGAAUGUGGCCGGUACAGUGGGGGUGCACCACGUGCCAGCACGCGUAUGAGCAGGGCGGUUGCGUGUGAGGAGCAAGGGAAUGAGUGGCAGGAGGCAGCAGCAGCAGUGCCUAGCAGCGAAUGGCAGGAUGCACCACUUGUGUUUGGGCUGAACGCCGUCCCACCUGGUGCUGUUCUCAAUGAGACCGCUGUUGCAGAGGAGACAGAGGACGCAGAGGAGGGAGGAGAGGAAGAGGAGGGAGAGGAGGGAGAGGAGGGAGAGGAGGGAAAGGAGGGACAGGAGGCAAGGGACGUAGGCGGGGUUUUGGGCGCGUCUCUGACUGAGGGGGAAACUGGAGAGGAGGAAGACGCGGAUGCGGGGGAAGCGGGCGCAGUGGUGACUUUUGACGAGGUGACUCAAAAGUCACCUCGUCACAAUGUCGCACACGUCGGUGUGGUGAGAUCGGUUUUGAGGCGCCUCAAAACUGGAUCGCUGCUUGGCUACGAUACGCCUCUUGAGGCGCAGAUACACGAGCCUUUAACUGCGCCUCUUGAGGAACCUUUUGAGGGGCCUCAGGUUGUCGGCGCAGCCGAAGGGGAAGCUGGACAGAACGUGCUGAAGUCGCUGCUUGGCUAUGAGACGGAUGGAGAGGAGGAGGAAGAGGAGGGGGAGGAGGAGGAGGAGGAAGUGGGGGGAGAAGGUACCGGAGGGAUAGGAAAGGAGGGAGCAGGAAAGAAUGGGAAAGCCGCAGCAGCAACAGCAGCAGGAGGGAUAGGAAAGGCUGGGGCAUCGGCAGGAGCAUCGGCAACUGAGUGCAAAGCCACAGUGACAGCAGCUGCUGCUGCUGCUGGAGGAGCAGCAGGGAGUGGGGCAGCAGGGAGUGGGGCAGAGAGAAGGGCAGCAUCCAGAGCAUUGGCAGAAGCGCGUAGGGCAAGAGAGAGCAAAGCUGCAGUGGCAGCAGGUGGAGAGGGGGGUAUGAACAAAGCAAGAGGCCCCUCUGCUGAAGGGGCUUUGAAUGGGAAGGCAGAUAGAGGUGGUGGACUGCUGACGGGAAGUGGCAAGAGCAGGGAGGGGGGGAGAGGUAUGGUAUCAGGAGCAGCGGCAGGAGGAGGGGCUGUGGUUAAAGCUAGAGGCCCCUCUGCUGAAGGGCAUUUGAAUGCGAAGGCAGAUAGAGGUAGUGAACUGGUGAAGGAGAGUGGAAGCGGCGUGGGGGGGACACAUGGAGGAACAGCAUUGGCUGCAGUGGAUGCUGGUAACUGCAGCCGUGGGAGGGAGAAGGGGCGUGAGGUGGAUGUGAGAACGGAAAGGGACAGUGGGAAGGUGGGAGGAGAAAGAGCGGUGGUAGCACGUGUGGCAACAGCAGUGGCUGCGGUGGGUGGUGGAGGCAGCCGUGGGAGGGAGAUAGGGCGUGAGGUGGAUGUGAGAACGGUAAGGGACAGUGGGGGGGCGAAGGGGAGUGAGGUGGCUGCUAGAAGGGAAAGGGGCAGUGGGAAAGAGAAGAGGGGUGAGGAUGUGAGAAAGGAAGAUAGUAGGAGGGAGAAGGAAGAUAGUAGGAGGGAGAAGGUGAGUGAGGUGGAUGUGAGAAAGGAAGAUAGUAGGAGGGAGAAGGUGAGUGAGGUGGAUGUGAGAAGAUCGAGGGACAGCAGUGAAGUUAGAGAAGAAAAGGACAUUGGGAGGGAAGCCGGGAGGGGGAGUGAGAUGGAUGGGAGAGGAGCGAAGGACAGCAGUAGAGUGGGAGGAGAGAAAGACGCUGGGAGGGAAACAGGGAGGAGGGAUGAGGUGGAUGCGAGAAGAUCGAAGGACAGCAGUAAAGUUAGAGAAGAAAAGGACAAGGGGAAGACAGCAGAGAGGAGGAGUGAGGUGGAUGCGAGAAGGGCGAAGGACAGCAGUAGAGUGGGAGGAGAGAAGGAUACUGGGAGGGAAGCUGGGAGGGGGAGUGAGGUGGAUGUGAGAGGAGCAAGAGACAGCAGUAGAGUGGGAGGAGAAAAUGACACUGGAAGGGAGGGAAGAGACAGAGACACUCGAAAAGCGGGAGGAGAAAAGGACAAGGGGAAGACAGCAGAAAGGAGGAGUGAGGUGGAUGCGAGAAGGGCGAAGGACAGCAGUAGAGUGGGAGGAGGAAGGGAGAGAAGGGAGGGAGACCGAAAGCGGGAGGAAGAGGGAAGAGGGAGAGGCAGGGAGCGCUGUGAAUCGGCUCAAAAGACCGGGAGGGAGGGGGGAGGGAGUGCUGAGAGGAGGGAGGGAGGAGGGAGUGCUGAGAGGAAAGUGAGUGGAGCAGGAGGAGGAGGGGAUCGGGGUGGGGCAAGUGGGGGAGGGGAGAGGCACAGUAAGGGUGGUGGUGAUGAUAAAACUGGUAGGAAAAACAGUGGUAAGAAUAGUGGUGGUGGGGCGGAUGGGAGUGGUGGUGGCACGGGGGAGAAAGCGGGAGAACAAGUGAAAGCAACUAAGGUUGGAGGUGAAGGUGGGAGGGGGAGUGGUGGGGGUGGUGGGGGUGGUGGGGGUGAUGAUGGUGAUGACAAUGCAAGGGAGUGGGACCGGAAACGUGCUCUGGGGAGCUACAGGGGCAAGGGCGGGAGGAGGAAAGGGGAGGAAGAGGAGGAGGAAGGAAGGGAGAGCAAGCGUAGGAAGGAGGGGGAGAAGCAGAGACAUGGGGAGGGAGGAGGAGAGAGGGGAGCGGAGAAGGGAGGAGAGAGACGAGGGGGUGAGCAUGGGAAUCGGGACACAGAGAGGAGCAAAGAGAGGAGUGGGAAGGGGGGUGGCAACAAGGCUGGUGUGAAUGUGGGUGAUAGGAGGGAUGAGAGGAGAGAGGAGAGGAGUGAUGGUAGGAACGAUGAGAGGAGGGAUGAGAGGAGAGAGGAGAGGAGUGAUGGUAGGAAGGAUGAGAGGAAGGAUGAGAGGAAGGAUGAGAGGAAGGAUGAGAGGAAGGAUGAGAGGAAGGAUGAGAGGAAGGAUGAGCAUAGUAAUGUGAAUGAAGAGGAAAAGGGAAGGGGAGAUAGGGGAAAGGAGGCGGAUAUGAGGAGGGAUGAAAAAGGGAGGGAUGAGGGAAGGCGACGGGAGGAGCAAAAGGAAAGGGAGGAGGAUAAGGGAAGGAAGGAGGUAAGGGAUAGGGAGGGGGGGAGGAGAACAGAGGAGGAUAGGAGAAGAGAGGGUGAUAAAAAAAGGGUGGAGGAUAAGCAAAAAGGGGUGGAAAGGGGAAGGGAGGACGAAAGUAGGAGAGAGGGGAAAAGUGAUGAAGAAGAAAGGAAGGAGGAGAAGGAAAGGGAGGAGGAGAAGGAAAGGAAGGAGGAGAAGGAAAGGAAGGAGGAGAAGGAAAGGAGGAGGGAGGAAGGAAAGGGAAAGGAGGGUGAAAAUAGAAGGGAGGAGGUUAGAAAGCACAGCCAUGGGGGAAGGAAUGUUGAUUUGCCAAAAGUUAAUGUGGGUGAAAAGAAGGAUGAGAAGAGGGAGGGUAAGAUGGAUGAGAGGAAGGAGGAGAUUGGAGGGGACGGGAAAUUGGAGAGGACGGAUGAGAGGAAGGUUGAAAGGAAAGAGGAGAGGGGGGGUCAUAGGGAGGAUGAGAGGAAAGAGGGGAGUAGAGAGGAGAGGAAAGAGGAGAGGAGGGAUGUUAAGAAGGAUGAAAGGAAGGGUGUGAGGAGGGAUGAGAGGAAGGAAGAAAGGAAAGAAGAGAGGAAGGAGAACUUGAAAGAGGAGAGGAAAGAUGAAAGGAGAAGUGGGGAGGAAAGGAAGAGGGAAGAAGAAAGGAGAAAGGAGGAGGAGCGGAGAAGAGAGGAGGUCAGGAGGAGUGAGGUGGGGAGGAGGGAGGAGGAAAAAGGAGAGGCGGAAAGGAAGAGGGAUGAGGAAAGGAGAGGGAAGGGAAGGGGGAGGAGUGACGAAGCGAUCAAGGGGACAGGCAGAACGGAAGGGACGGGAGCAAAUAAGGAGAGAGAGGAUGAUAAGAUGCGAAGCCAGGCGAGUAUGGGAAGGGGUAGGGAGAAGAGCAGGGAGAAGGACAGGGAGAAGGACAGGGGAGAAAUGGAUAGGGAUAGGGGCAAGGAGAAAGGUGGAGAAAGGGACAGGGAUAGGGGCACGGAGAGGGGCGGAGAAAAGGAAAGGGAGAGGAGCAGGGAGGACAGCAGAGAUGUCUUGAAGCACAGAGGAAGGGAGACAGAUAAGGAGGGAGAGAGUAGAAAUGGGGCGAGAAAAGAGAAAGAAGAGGAGAGGGAGGGGAAGAAGAGAGGGGAAAGGGAGCAGGAGCAGAAGAGGGAGAGGGGAGGGGAAAAGGAGCAGGAGCAGAAGAGGGAGAGGGGAGGGGAAAAGGAGCAGAAGGGGGAGAGGGGAGGUGUGAAUCAUGGCUUCGACGAGGAGAGGAAAAGGAGGAAGGUGGAGCAGGAGGAGCAUGUGCAGGAGAGGAGAGAAAGAGAGAGGAGGGAAAGGGAUAGGGGAGAGAAGGAGAGGGGAGAGGAGGGUACGGAAAGGGAGAGGAGGGAGAAGGAGAGGAGAGAAAAGGAGGACAAGGGGGGCAAAGAGGAGAGGCGAGGGACGGAGGAGAAAAUACCUAGGAACGAAAGGAGGGAGGAGGGGGCGAGGAGACAUGGGGAGAGGAGGGAAGAGGAGACGAAGGAGACAGGUAAGGUGCGUGAAGAGAAGAAGCACACGGAGGGGGCGCUGGACAGGACUGCAGUUGAGGCGCGUCAAAAAAAUGUAGAGAAGAGACACGAUACAGUGGUGGGUGAGAGAGAAACCGCCGGAAGAGAGGAAACGGGGGGGAGGGGGGGUGACAAGAGGACGUAUGAGGAGAAGAGACACAGUGAGUGGGCGCACGAUGGGAGAGGGAGUGUUGGAAUAGAGGGAGCGAAGGGGAGUGAUAAGAGGGAGCAUGAAGAGAAGAGACACGAUGCAGUGGGUGUGGGAGGUGGUGCCUUAGGAGGGGGAAUGAAAGAAGGGGGUGAGACGAAUGGAAGGGAGGGGAAAGGUGGGAGGGAUGGGAAGGAUGGGAGGGGUAGGAAGGAUGAGAAGGUUUCUGAAGCGCCUCAACAGAAGGUGUGGAAAGGUGGGAGGGUGGGGAAUGACGAAAAGGCUUCUCGGGCGCGUAAACAAGAGGACGGGAAGGAUGGGAGGGAGGGGGAUGGAGGACGAAGGAAGAGACGGAAAGAGAGAGAAUCAAGCGAGAAGGAAACGUCCAGUGGUAGUGAUUCUAGUGACAGUGAAUCUAGUGAGAGUGAUUCUAGCGAUGGCUGUUCUAGGGAGGAAGGGUUGAGGAAGCGAAGGAGAGGGGGCGGUAAGGAGGAAGAGAGCAAAACGCAGAAGGGGAAGAAGAGAAAGGAGAGGAGAAAGAAGGAGACGAAGGGGAGGAAGAAAAAGGAGCAGGGGGCGAAGGAGGAGGAGCAUGCAGAACCAACUGAGCAUGGAGCAGGGGUGGGUGAGAAGGGAGGAGACGACGAAGAGGGAUUGAGUGUGGAAAUGCUGACCGAGAAGAGGAAGAAGUGGCGGCAGGACUGGCGCCAGAUGAAGGUGGACGCACGGGAGAGCGAGAAGGAGAGGGCGGAGGAACAGGCCAAGGAACCCAGUGGCUCCGUUCCUGUAUCUGCUGCUGUGACUGCUGCUGCCACUCCUUCCCUGCCCUUCACACUCCCUGCAAGUCCCGCCCUUCCCCCAUCCGUGCUUCAUUCCCUCAUCUCGCCCCAAGGACUCCAGCUCUCAGGCCUGCAGUCCGCCGCACAACCGCCUUUCCCCACCAACUGUGCUCUGCUGCAAACUCCAGGCACUCCAAGCACGCCAGGCGCUGUUGCCAACCCUCUAUUGGCGCACCAUGCGCUGUUGCACGCCCUGCGUUCCGGUGUCCGCCCGCUGCUCCCCGGCCCUCCUCACUGGUCCUAUGCUGUUCCAAACGCCACUCUUGGAGGGCCGCUUGGCCUGAAUAUAGGCAUGAGCAACAUGGGUGCUAGUGGUAUGGGCAUGGGAGGUAUGGGUGCUGGUGGUAUGGGCACGGGAGGUAUGGAUGCUGGUGGUAUGGGCAUGGGAGGUAUGGGUGCUGGUGGUAUGGGCACGGGUGGUAUCGGCACAGGUGCUCCUAUGGCCCAUUUUGCUGCUGCGGCUGCUGCUGCUAGAGCAAUAGUGAACGCUAAGGCAAUUGCAGCUAGGGCCAAUGCUACUGCUGGUGGUGUUGGUGCUGGUGCCAGUGCUGGUGCUGCUGCUAAUGGUGAUGCUGGAGCAGCCGCUGCUUCUGUUGCUGCUGCUUUAGCUUCUGGUGCUGGUGCUGGUGGUGCUAUCACUGCUCCUGCUGCUGCUCCUGUCUCUACUCCCUCUGCUGCUGCUAUGGCAACUGCUGCUAUGGCUGCUGCUUCAGCCGCUGCUCAUGCUGUGGAGCGUAGGCUCGGCCUGCCCUCUAACGCUGCAGAAGCAGCACCUUCCCAAGCCUCCGCCGGAGGUUCAUCCGAGCCUGGUCCUGGGCUUGGUGCGGUAGAUGGCACGGACAAGGGAAGGAGUGAGGGAAGAAUAGAGGAUGGGGGACUUGGGGGAGAGGAGGGGGAAGGCGGGCAAGGGGGAGAAGGGGGAGGGGAGGGAGAGGAGGAGUGGGAGGAGACGGAAGGGGGGGAGGAGGAGGGAGAGGGGGAGGAGGGGGAGCGGAGGAGGGGCAAGAGGAAGAAGGGGGUGGUGAUAGACGAUCGAUACGUGGUGGACGUGCAAGACGUGAAGAACAGUGUGAAGGAAGCCAUCAAGGCAAUGCGCAGCAAGAGCAGCAUCAACCGCCGUGUCGCAUCUUUCACCACCCUGGGCGUGUCAGGGCCAGCGGCCAAGGCAGCAGAACAGUCGGCGCUGGCUGCCAAGCGGGACAAGGAGAAGGCCCAGCUGGAGCUGAGGAGGAAAUACUAUGGGCUGCCUUGAGGAAUGCAUGGUGCACAUGGGACCCAGAAUGGGGGGCGUGUUGGGGGCGGCGGCCAAGGCAGCAGAUACUCCUGUGUUGUUUUGAGCAGCAUUCGUUUACAGCCCAUCCCUUGUACGGUAGCUCACCCCAUUUCCACCCUAACUGUUCAAUUUUCGAGUAGUGUUGUAGUAGAAUGUAUGUAUGUUGCAAGAUAAACCCACAUGUUACAA
Molecule: messenger RNA, 25422 nt
Organism: Closterium sp. NIES-67
Lineage: Eukaryota; Viridiplantae; Streptophyta; Zygnematophyceae; Desmidiales; Closteriaceae
Source: the annotation of a GenBank genome assembly